Hibiscus syriacus is the source of this 865-nucleotide messenger RNA. RefSeq names its product ethylene-responsive transcription factor ERF038-like. Lineage: Eukaryota; Viridiplantae; Streptophyta; Magnoliopsida; Malvales; Malvaceae. Gene Ontology annotation, molecular function: DNA-binding transcription factor activity; DNA binding. The coding region runs from base 19 to 723 and encodes 234 amino acids. Gene Ontology annotation, biological process: regulation of DNA-templated transcription. The transcript has a single exon. The record is from RefSeq and is a predicted model, not a curated record.
UUCUUUCUUUACUAAGCCAUGGAAAGAGAUAUCAACAUUCAGCAAGAUGCUCGUCAUAACAUGCUCUUCUCUUCAUCCGUCAUCUCCGCCGCUGCUGCCACCACCACCGACGCAUCCUCCUCCACUUCGAAAUAUAGUAUACUUCACAAGGGGUCAAAGAAAAGGCAAAGUAGUAGUGAUAUUGGUGAUGGCAAGAAGCAUCCAACAUACCGCGGAGUACGGAUGCGAAGCUGGGGGAAAUGGGUGUCUGAAAUCCGAGAACCGAGGAAGAAAUCAAGAAUAUGGCUUGGAACAUACCACACGGCUGAAAUGGCUGCUCGAGCACACGAUGUAGCUGCACUGGCCAUCAAGGGCAGCUCGGCUUACCUUAACUUCCCUCGACUUGCAGAACUACUUCCUCGACCCGCCACCACAUCCCCCAAGGACAUCCAGGCAGCCGCUUCGCUAGCGGCUGCUUCGACAUUUCUCGACACAAGCCGGUGCAACAUCGAGUUCGAAGCUGACGAAGAAGCUGGAGCUGGAGAAAGCCAAGAAGAUCAAGUUCCUCUCUCAAGUUCACCCUUGGUCGAUGACGACGAUGACACCUUGUUCGAUCUACCUGAUCUCUUGGUCGAUGUUACUGAUCGAAGCCAUGGGUUCAGGUCUUAUUCUUCAACGAGGCAAAUAUGUGCAGUAGAUGCUGGGUUCAGGGUUGAUGAGCCAUUCUCCUGGAACUACUACUAGGAAAUUGAAGAGCGUAUUCAUGGUAUAUAUGGAACCCAUACUUUUCAUGGUCAAGAGCUCUAACUUUGAAAAUCCAUCACCAGUUCGCACAAUAAUCAACUGCAAAUUUCUUGUAAGUUGGAGGUACAUAUAAACAUUUAAU